CGAGGCUAGCUGCCUGUAGCCUGUUAGCGGGGAGUGUGUCCGGGUUAGAGCCGCCGACUCCCCGCUGCUCAGCGGACUGAGAGCCCUGCUGCUGCUUCACGGAGCUGUGAGGAGAGCGGGCUGGGCGAGCAGUACUACAGAGAUGCAUUGGAGCAGUGCCAUAACUAUAACGCCCGCCUGUGUGCAGAGAGGAGUGUGAGGAUGCCCUUUCUCGACUCUCAGACUGGCGUCGCCCAGAGCAACUGCUACAUCUGGAUGGAGAAGAGGCACAGAGGACCAGGUGUGGCCCCAGGACAGUUGUACACGUAUCCAGCUCGACGCUGGAGAAAGAAAAAAAGAUGUCAUCCUCCUGAAGACCCUCGACUGGCUUUCCCAUCUGUUAAAACAGAGUUGGAUAUGAAUCUGAAGAAAGACUUGCUGGCCACCAGUGAAGGUAGCAGCCUAGAAGCUCUUCUAAGAGGAGAACCGCUGGAGAAAAAAUCAGCAGUGGACAUUCGCCCCACUGAAGAUGAGCCGCACACAGAGUACUCUAGUGGAGGCCUCAAUCCUGCUACCAGAGUUAGAAAGAGAAUUCUGGAACCAGAUGACUUUCUGGAUGACCUGGAUGAUGAAGACUAUGAAGAAGAUACCCAGAAGAGACGUGGUAAAGGCAAGGGCAAGGGACGGGGUGUCAGCAGCGCUCGGAAGAAGCUGGAGGCAGCGGCUGCUUUGGAGGAUCGAGACAAGCCGUACGCCUGUGACAACACUUUCAAACAAAAGCAUAUUUCAAAACCUUCUGAACGAGUCUGCGGGAAGCGCUACAAGAACCGACCGGGACUCAGCUACCAUUAUGCCCACUCUCACUUGGCUGAGGAGGAAGGUGAAGAUAAAGAGGAGCCAGAGCUUCAUCCUCAGACUCCGCCCCCACCAGAGGAGCCUAAGACUCCCAGAAAGGGUCCAGAUGGAUUGGCCCUGCCCAACAACUACUGUGAUUUCUGUUUGGGAGAUUCCAAUAUGAAUCAGAAAACCGGCCAAUCAGAAGAGCUGGUGUCCUGCUCAGAUUGUGGCCGUUCAGGUCAUCCUUCGUGCCUGCAGUUCACUCCAGUGAUGAUGGCGGCUGUAAAAACGUACCGCUGGCAGUGCAUCGAGUGCAAGUGCUGCAACAUGUGCGGCACGUCGGAGAAUGAUGACCAGCUUCUGUUCUGUGAUGACUGCGACAGAGGAUAUCACAUGUACUGCCUCAACCCACCCAUGUCUGAACCCCCUGAAGGAAGCUGGAGUUGCCAUUUGUGUUUGGACCUGCUAAAAGAGAAGGCAUCCAUAUACCAGAACCAGAAUGCUCCCCCGUCGUGAUGGUCCCUACUGGAAACACAGACCCUCUGUUCUUGGUUCCCAGCUUUUAAAGUGGCCACUCAGUGAGUGAAGGAAGGGAGUUGAACUAGAGGUGCUGGGGACCAGAAAAGGGAAGCAUAUUAACCUAGCCACAUACUGAUGGAGAGAGGGCGGGAGGAACGGAAAGAGGGGGAGGAAAGAGGGGAAAUCUCAGUCCUUCCUCUCUCCAGUACUUUCCUCUUACCUCUUGACAGGUUUGAUCCCAAUAUGACUGUUACACAGUUUCAAGUUUCAGACUACCCUCUGCUUUUUGUUUUCAACUAUUAAACUUAAAAAUCAACAAUUAAUAACAAUUAAAUAAAUAAACACAUCUAGCUCAGACUAACAAAGCAGCUCUGCAUAUUACGCUUCCGUCAAAGCAAACCACGGUUGAGGAAACCAAUUAUGAGAAUAUAUGACUCUGUUUUUGAGUUCCUGCUCAUAGUAGACCUACCUACCAUCCAGUUAGUCAGCAAUAAACAACAACAGAAUAGCUUAAUAUUCGCCAAAAUCCUCAUUAGCUUACACAACGUAUCCGGACUACUCUUCAUAACAGUGCUGUGCUUCUAGCAAACUCUAAUAGUUGAAAGCAAUCAGCAUGCCAAUGCUUGUUCAUAAUAAGAGAAAUGGUAGCGUGUUUUCUUUUUUUUGUAUAUUUAUAUAUUUGUAUAGCGUAUAAAGGUGUGAUGUAUUUAAAAUAUGGGAGGCUGGAAGUGGCUGGUUAUUAUUUUAGCGAUAUCGAGGCGAAGCGAUAUCUCUUCAUGUGAGGUGUGUUGCAUCUUUCACAAAUGCCAUCAAAGCAUGUCUGAAGUUGUGUGUGCUCCACCACCUUCAAAUGUUCCAUAGUGACCCAUUCUUUCUAGUUUAAGGGUUAAAUAUUAUUUUAAGAAUUUAUCCAAGAGUGGUUGUGAAUGAUGAUGAAUUUAUUGAGGGUGGUCUUUCUUGUUUUGUUUGUUUUAUUUUGUUUAGGUCACUGUAUCAAAUUCCUUAAUUUAGCUAACCCACUCCUGCCCAAAAUUGCUUAGCCAAAUCCCACACAAUCCUCAGCUAAAGUUAUGGGUUUUUUAAGCAUACAGCUCUGGAAAAAUAUAAAGAGACCACUUCAGUUUCUGAAACAGUUUCUCUGAUUUUGCUAUAUAUAGGUAUGUUUGAGUAAAAUAAACAUUGUUGUUUUAUUCUAUAAACUAAAGACAACAUUUCUCCCAAAUUCCCAAUAAAAAUAUUGUCAUGCAGAGCAUUUAUUUGCAAAAAAGAAACAAAAAAGAUGCAAAGCUUUCAGACCUCAAAUAAUGCAAAGAAAACAAGUUCAUAUUCAUAAAGUUCAUAUUAAUCACAGUUUUAAUUCAUCUUGGCAUGUUUUCCUCCACCAGUCUUACACACUGCUUUUGGAUAACUUUAUGCCACUCUUGGUGCAAAAAAAAAAAAAAAAAAGAAACUUAAGUGGUUUCUUAUUUAUUUUUUCCCGGAGCUGCACUUUGCCUAAUCUCCUUCUGUUGCACCUGUAGCAGUUUUUUCAAUUUCCAUAGGCAAAUAUUUCUUCCUACUGAUGCAAACCUGGGGGCCGAUGCCGUUGUGUUAUUGUGUUUGUGUUCUUUUGUAGUAAAGGCCAAUUGACCGUAAUCAUCCAGAUGCUACAGAUGCAGCAGAUGGAGAUCAGAAUUAGUAAGGGUUGUUAUUGAGUAUCAAAAAGUAAAAAUAAAAAAAAGAGUAGUUUUUAAGGUUGUGAUUAGUGGUGUUUAGACUGUUGUUUCAGUCUCAUUCAAAGCUGUAGGGUAGGAUUCUAACAUUGAAACAGCAUUAAUAUAUAAAUAUAUUGUAAGUCAACAGCAAUCAUGUGAUUAAAGAAGUCACCUGGAAUUCUUGACCACAGCUGGCUGGCUUUGGUCUGGUCAGUUCUGGAGAAAUUAGGUGAUUUUGGAAUCUGGUGAACAGUACAUGUACUGUGUACACCCAUAAUGUAGAGGUGCUUUUAUGUUCACUUGUACAGAACAAUGAUAUGGCCUGUUAAUGGUAUACCUGUUGAUUUUAGGUUUUGAUGGUAUGAGAUUUACCUAUGAUAAAUCAAACUGCUUGAUACUUGAUGAGGGGUUCCUUUUCCCAGUGGGAGUUUUAUGUCCCCAUUGAAUUACAAUAAUUAUUAUUGUUACUUUAAAUCAGAUCUCAAAUAUGUGAAUUUAAUAAUUAUCUAAUUAUAUUAUCUAUUUUAUUUGAUGUACCAAUUAAUUCAUUGCAGAAAUUAAUUCUUUUAGACCCUGUUUUCACCUGGUCACUUCCUGUAACCUGUAUCUAGAUUGCAUUCUACAUUCUGCAGCAUGCAUUUACACCUGGUCUUCAAAUUCAAAUCGGACCAGAAUCCGAUUGCUAUGGAUUUUUAUUUUAAAUGUGUUUUAGGUAUGUUAACACUUUGAUUUUUAUGUAGCUUAGCCCUAUGCAGCUUUAGUUCUUGGCACAGUUGCAUAAAACACCUUAAGUAAGAGAUUAAGAUUGUCCUCAAAUGUCCCUUAAAGCUUUUUCCCUGAAUUACACUUAGCUUUGUGUAUUACCAAGGGGGCUUUCUUAAGGGUAGUCUUCAUAAACCCUUAAAUGUUCCCUCAAGUAAUCUCUUAAAAACAUAUUGCAUGCAGUUCCUUAAUAGUUUGUUCAUUUUUAAGUUUUUAGUUUUAGUUUUUAAGAAAACAACCUCACCUUAGUCCUUAGGUUUGUAGAUAUUCGAGACAUAGAAAAUACUGUAGACCCUAAAUCCUGAAAGUUUAUUUCCUGUAAUAAUCAGCAAUACUCAGUGGAGAAGCACAAGUGUGAAGCCCUGUGUGUUUAUAAUCUUCUACAUCUUUGAAAAUCAUGUGUAUUCAAAGCUUUCAAACAGUGGUGUUCAGUAAAUGUUUUUUGAUAAAUUGGUUGAGGAAUAGUUAUCGUUAUAGUUAUGGUUACAGUAGAACUUUACUGCAGCAAAACCUCAGUCACUGCAGUACAUUUUUUGGGGGAUAAGAAAAUCUAAAGAAUUAUUCUUCCCAGGUUCCUGGACAGAAGCUAGUUGUAGACUAUUUACCUUUUUAAUAGAAAAUCUCCAUUCAAAAUUAUACAGCUCUGGAAAAAAUUAAGAGAUCACAUCAGUUUCUGUAUUAAUUUCUCAGAUUUUGCUAUUUAUAGGUAUAUGUUUGAGUAAACGAACGUUGUUAAUUUAAUCUAUAAACUACAGACAACAUUUCUCCCAAAUUCCAAAUAAACAUAGUCAUAGUCAUUUAGAGCAUUUAUUUGCAGAAAAUGAGAAAUGGCUGAAAUUCAUAUUCAUAAUGUUUUAAGAGUUCAGAAAUCAAUAUUUGGUGCAAUAACCCUGAUUUUUUAAUCACAGUUUUUAUGCUAAUUUGCAUGUUCUCCUCCACCAGUCUUAAACACUGCUUUUGGAUAACUUUUUAGGCCACUGCUGGUGCAGAGAUUUAAGCAGUUCAGCUUGGUUUGAUGGUUUGUGAUCAUCCAUCUUCCUCUCGAUUAAAUUCCAGAGGUUUUCAAUUUGGUAAAAUUGAAAGAAACUCAUAAUUUUUAAUGGUCUCUUAUUUUCUUUCAGAGCUGUAUGUAAUAGAGAUGGGUCCGAUUCUCCAUUAUAUAGCUUGCGGUCUGCAGUUUGCACUGGACCAUAAACCUGCCGUAACGUUAGCACGAGACUAAUCACCAAUCGAAACUCUUAUUUCUAUAUCAUACACACCAACAGCUCAAGCCUCAAUUAAUUAGCUGUUACUUUGACUAAAAGUUGUUUGUUUGGAGAAAUUUUAGUGUAGCUGAAGAGCAAUACAGCACACUUUGUAUUGAAUGUCGGACAUCAGAUUGGAUCUAAAAAGCUGUAGAUUGGAGCGUCACUACUGUGUAGCUCAAGGCUAGGCUUAAUCUCUGUCUGUGAAACUUCUCCAGGGUGUUUUAUGCAACCAGGCACUGAGGCUCAAGAUACAUGAAAUGACCAGGUAUAAAGGGGGUCUUAGUCUGUACCUACCUAAUUGCUUGCACAUAAAAGAAUAAACACACACACACACAUACACACACAUAAAAAUGGUGGGAAUUAUGUCUCAGGUUAUGUGGUUAGUCUCUGUCAGCUGCAGUGCUUUAGAAGUUGUUGAGUAACUCAAAUCCUUUCCCAGGCACUGCAUAGCGUUUGUCCUAUAUUAGCACAUAGUAUCUAACUCUCUUUAUCCACACUUAUGCAAAUGCAAUGUUUUUGUUCAGUAUCUAUAAAAAUACUUUAACGUGUAUUGUUUUUGUAAUAUUCCCUUUGUGAUGAAUUCUAAUGAGUAGAUGUAUUUUGUUUAAGGCUUAGCAUACUCUAAAAUGAAUUUUAGAUUAACACUGUAAGAAGCAUCUUAUAUGGUUCAGGCAAGACUAGGGGAGAUAAUUAGGGGUGGGCAAUAUGACAAAAGUACAGUAUAAUGAAAUUUAGCGACAUGUUAAUGAAACGCAUUUUUUUUGUGAUACAUUGACACUCAAACUAAAAUUUAUCAGCAGUGGCAGGUUAUUAAAAGAUGCUAUUUAAAUACUCUUCCAUAUUUAGUAAAGUGAUUUUCAGUCAUUUUGUUUUCUUUGGUGUCCAGUUAAACAGGACUAACUAAACUCUUAUGUAAUGAAAUGUGAGCAUUUUUUAAUGUACUGCUGAUAUAUCCAUUAAGUGCUGAUAAAAAUGAGUGUCAUUUAUAUAAUCAGUUUUAUGCCACUGAUGUGGUGAUAAUAUAACAUUGCAAUUAGACCCUUUUAUUUAAUAAUAUUUUGGGAGAUGUAUAUUUUUCUUUUACCUGCAUAUUGCUCACCUCUAGUAUGAUAUUAAAGCAAGGAAUUUCCAGCACAGUAAAGCCAAUACCACGCGUCAGAGUCUGAGCAUUAGUGGACUAGCCUCACUGUGUCGUCUGCAAUAAAUCAGAACUUUGUUUCAACCCCGGAAUGAUUGACUAAGUGGUUUAAAAUCACAGUGGCCCAAUUUCUUAGCUUUCUAAAAUGAAAACCUGUACAUCACACCCCUCUACGGUUAGGUUGUGGUACUUUUAACUUGAUAAAUACUUUGUAAAGCAGCAAUACUGCAAGUAUUGCUUAUAGCACCUGUCACUUUGACCGUAUCCUAGUGUCAUUUUACACUCAUAGCCGUGUAACCAUAUGCAUGUUUACCAGGUUAUCACCAUUUAUACAGACAAGUACACUUACCUUUACGCUCGCCUCUUAUUGCACUCACAUACUGGCACAGACACGUUUUUAUUUGGGAGGGGGAAAGUUUUGUAGUAUUAUUUAGCUGAGAUUAUGAUAUCAGUAGCCAACUAAUCAUUAUUAACACAGUAAAUCAAGUUUUUUUUUGUAAAACUUUUGUUUCUAGAACAGUGGCCAUUCAGAUAUUCAUUUUUGCAUAUUUUGUCAGUUUUGUUUGCUGGGUUGUUGUAAGACAUUUUAGGGUAUUAUUUUGAUUUUGAUUCAUGAUGGAAUGUGUUUUUUUUUUUUGUUUUAUUUUUUUUUUUGCUUUAUUGUACAAGUUCUUUUUUGUUUUUUCCAAGGAAAAUAAAACUAUUUGGCACGGAGUGUUAUAUUUA
Molecule: messenger RNA, 6902 nt
Organism: Astyanax mexicanus (Mexican tetra)
Lineage: Eukaryota; Metazoa; Chordata; Actinopteri; Characiformes; Acestrorhamphidae
Gene: dpf2
Product: double PHD fingers 2
Exons: 12
Coding region: 202-1332 (376 amino acids)
Biological process (GO): nervous system development
Cellular component (GO): nBAF complex
Source: RefSeq, a predicted model, not a curated record